AUGGACGAGCCAAAGCAACAAAGCCAAGAUGUGGUCAGUCGCAUACUGACUCUCCCUCAGGAGACUGCUCAGGCUGAAGUUUUAAACUCCUCUUCCAAGCAAGAAGAGUAUGAAAAGAAGAUUGGGCCUCCUGAGCAUGAACGGAGAGUUGACAGUGACAUCGUCGAUGGCCAGGAUAAGGAUUCUUUAACCAAGAAUGACGAUGCCAGAAAGCCUCCAAGCUAG
Molecule: messenger RNA, 225 nt
Organism: Fusarium sp. VM40
Lineage: Eukaryota; Fungi; Ascomycota; Sordariomycetes; Hypocreales; Nectriaceae
Source: the annotation of a GenBank genome assembly